Labrus bergylta (ballan wrasse) is the source of this 1969-nucleotide messenger RNA. Lineage: Eukaryota; Metazoa; Chordata; Actinopteri; Labriformes; Labridae. The record is from RefSeq and is a predicted model, not a curated record.
CUCUUGUUCUUGUUUCUUCCUGCUGUAGUUUGAAUAUACCUGAUGUCGACGUGGACAUAAAAUACACAGAUAACAUCACGCCUCCAAUAUCCCAGUACCAGUUGUGGCUAUGGAUGAGACAUCAGAAAUUGGGAACUUUGGGAAGUUUGCAAUUGCCCGAUGUAGACUUAAAAGAACUGGAGAAAUUAAAGCCUCCAAUGUCCGAGGUUGAGUUUGAAGCUUGGCUGAAGGAUCAUAAGAAGAAGUCUGAAGAUGGUUUGAAUAUACCUGAUGUCGACGUGGACAUAAAAUACACAGAUAACAUCACGCCUCCAAUAUCCCAGUACCAGUUGUGGCUAUGGAUGAGACAUCAGAAAUUGGGAACUUUGGGAAGUUUGCAAUUGCCCGAUGUAGACUUAAAAGAACUGGAGAAAUUAAAGCCUCCAAUGUCCGAGGUUGAGUUUGAAGCUUGGCUGAAGGAUCAUAAGAAGAAGUCUGAAGAUGGUUUGAAUAUACCUGAUGUCGACGUGGACAUAAAAUACACAGAUAACAUCACGCCUCCAAUAUCCCAGUACCAGUUGUGGCUAUGGAUGAGACAUCAGAAAUUGGGAACUUUGGGAAGUUUGCAAUUGCCCGAUGUAGACUUAAAAGAACUGGAGAAAUUAAAGCCUCCAAUGUCCGAGGUUGAGUUUGAAGCUUGGCUGAAGGAUCAUAAGAAGAAGUCUGAAGAUGGUUUGAAUAUACCUGAUGUCGACGUGGACAUAAAAUACACAGAUAACAUCACGCCUCCAAUAUCCCAGUACCAGUUGUGGCUAUGGAUGAGACAUCAGAAAUUGGGAACUUUGGGAAGUUUGCAAUUGCCCGAUGUAGACUUAAAAGAACUGGAGAAAUUAAAGCCUCCAAUGUCCGAGGUUGAGUUUGAAGCUUGGCUGAAGGAUCAUAAGAAGAAGUCUGAAGAUGGUUUGAAUAUACCUGAUGUCGACGUGGACAUAAAAUACACAGAUAACAUCACGCCUCCAAUAUCCCAGUACCAGUUGUGGCUAUGGAUGAGACAUCAGAAAUUGGGAACUUUGGGAAGUUUGCAAUUGCCCGAUGUAGACUUAAAAGAACUGGAGAAAUUAAAGCCUCCAAUGUCCGAGGUUGAGUUUGAAGCUUGGCUGAAGGAUCAUAAGAAGAAGUCUGAAGAUGGUUUGAAUAUACCUGAUGUCGACGUGGACAUAAAAUACACAGAUAACAUCACGCCUCCAAUAUCCCAGUACCAGUUGUGGCUAUGGAUGAGACAUCAGAAAUUGGGAACUUUGGGAAGUUUGCAAUUGCCCGAUGUAGACUUAAAAGAACUGGAGAAAUUAAAGCCUCCAAUGUCCGAGGUUGAGUUUGAAGCUUGGCUGAAGGAUCAUAAGAAGAAGUCUGAAGAUGGUUUGAAUAUACCUGAUGUCGACGUGGACAUAAAAUACACAGAUAACAUCACGCCUCCAAUAUCCCAGUACCAGUUGUGGCUAUGGAUGAGACAUCAGAAAUUGGGAACUUUGGGAAGUUUGCAAUUGCCCGAUGUAGACUUAAAAGAACUGGAGAAAUUAAAGCCUCCAAUGUCCGAGGUUGAGUUUGAAGCUUGGCUGAAGGAUCAUAAGAAGAAGUCUGAAGAUGGUUUGAAUAUACCUGAUGUCGACGUGGACAUAAAAUACACAGAUAACAUCACGCCUCCAAUAUCCCAGUACCAGUUGUGGCUAUGGAUGAGACAUCAGAAAUUGGGAACUUUGGGAAGUUUGCAAUUGCCCGAUGUAGACUUAAAAGAACUGGAGAAAUUAAAGCCUCCAAUGUCCGAGGUUGAGUUUGAAGCUUGGCUGAAGGAUCAUAAGAAGAAGUCUGAAGAUGGUUUGAAUAUACCUGAUGUCGACGUGGACAUAAAAUACACAGAUAACAUCACGCCUCCAAUAUCCCAGUACCAGUUGUGGCUAUGGAUGAGACAUCAGAAAUUGGGAACUUUGGGAAG